This is a messenger RNA of Lytechinus variegatus (green sea urchin), 3130 nucleotides long. RefSeq lists its product as uncharacterized. Bases 22 to 2571 code for a protein of 849 amino acids. Gene Ontology annotation, molecular function: scavenger receptor activity. The transcript is spliced from 8 exons. NCBI's taxonomy places the organism in Eukaryota, Metazoa, Echinodermata, Echinoidea, Temnopleuroida, Toxopneustidae. The record is from RefSeq and is a predicted model, not a curated record.
AACAUCAGUAUCCGUUAUUUUAUGGGUAAUGUCUUAAAUCAUAGCCGUAUUUCCCUUUUCUCUUCCCUUAAUAGGAAUGAAACCGUAUACCUGAGUAAUGAUUGGCGAAUGUACUGGGAAUGCUGCUCUAUUCUUUACCCAAAUGCGCCAUGCAGACUGGCGUCCCCCUGUCGAAAUGGAGGGGUCAAGUCACAAGAUGGCGCUCGGUGUAUUUGCAAACCCGGUUGGAGAGGAUCAAGCUGUCUGGUACCAUGCGCGGCAGGGUACUACGGACAUGGGUGUUCAAGGAGGUGCAAGUGUGGCAGAGGAGCAGAGUGCGACCCCAUGUCAGGGGUGUGUUCAUGCUUGGAUAGAGACAGGUGUGAAUCUCGGUGCCGGUGGAACUCCUGGGGUACAUCAUGCCAGCAUCGGUGUAACUGUAAGACUGGUUGUCAAUGUGAUGCAGAUACCGGAGAGUGCAUCUGCAGAUCUAGAUCUCCAAGAAAUCGGGUGUCCAGUCCGGCAAAUAUGUACCUAGCCACCCUAACCCAGGCAGGUUUCCUCAAUGUCUGUGGUGGAGAGUGUAUGAACGGUGGUACCUGCAGGACCAGUGGGGUGUGUAGAUGUCGUAAUGGAUUCAUCGGGAGAUUCUGCGAGAACACCUGUCCCGAAGGCUCCUAUGGUCGGAACUGCCAAGAGACCUGUCAAUGUUCAUCCACGGCCGAGUGCCUACCCGAAUCAGGGCUUUGUAUGUGUCCAGGAUAUGCAGCAUCUCAAUCAGGCGGUUACGAUGACAGCGACGAGGACGAGUCCGACUCCGAAUACGAUGAGGACUCGUCCGAUAGUGAGUUAAUGAACCCUGUGUCAUCAUCAUACAGUAUGUACCACUGCACGGGACGGUGUCCGGUCGGGAAAUAUGGACCCUACUGCAUGCAGACCUGUAAUUGUCCCGCGGGACUUCUCUGUAAUGACGUCAGCGGGAACUGUGAAUGUCCCGAAGGUGAGGUGUGCGACGGAUCAGGCGGCACGACAACACAAAGAAAUCCAGUGGUGACGUCACCGCCUAAACGUAGAUUGCCAGUGACAUCAUCUCCAGCAGCAGCCAAUCCAGCUAACCCGGCUAACCCAGGCAGAGGAUCAUCAGGGACAGCGCCCGCUGCGUCCGGCCCACGCACAGGCACUGGUACCGCAUCAGGCUCAUCAUCUUGGUCAUCUUCCUCAUCAUCCAGUCACUCUGUAUCAGCGACCGGUAGCAAGUACCCUGCAGCGGAUCCAAACGACGGCACGGGCACGAGCAAGGCGGCGAAGCCGGAGAUCGCUCUCCAAGGCGACAAUACGGCGACGUCAGAGGAGCGGCUUGGUAGAGGAGAAACCCUGACAUUGUGGGCCGUGAUCGCAGUGUCUUCCCUUUUGUUGCUCGUUGUCGCAUCCGUUCUCAUCGCCAUCCUAAUCAAACGACAACAUCAGGGAUCAACCGUUCAUGUAGAAGGAUCACACAAGAAGAGACUGGAAGAUACUAACGUCUAUGAGAUUGUCGAAUCCACCAAUGGUCCAUACAGAAGCAAUAGCAAGACCAUAGACAAGCUCGCAAAGAAAGCCCGGGAACGUGCCGAAUCCUUCAAAGCUCAGGAAAGCAUUAGUUCCAUCACCAAAGAGAUAUACCUUCUACGUACAUCGUCACUAAGCAACAUGUCUACCUUGAAUGUUCCAAGGAAAGACCACAAGGCAACCGAACUCUUUGCAAAUUGGGCCAACAGUCUCCGUCUUAACAAAUCCACCAACUCACUCAAUGAAGGAAGCUCGUCACCAGGCUCGUCUCGAAGUAGAUCGAGCUCCAACACUGUGACGCAGCCGUAUGCCACCAAGACAGUCCCCCUUGAUAAUGACUUUGAUGACUACGCAGAACCGGUGGAUCAUGUUUCAACCUUGAGCAAAGAUUUCCAACCUAAGAGGCCUCUGACAAUGACGAAUUCAGAUUCCAGGAGCAGCGAUCGCGGUUAUCAAUCAAUGUACACAUCUUCCGGCUCGAACUCCUCAUCGAACAGGACAUCGGCAGUUUAUAAGCCAACAGAAGAUAGUGAUUAUGAUGAGUUGGAAGAGGAGGUGGUAGACCAGGAGAAGAUCAAGCACUUCCGGUUGACGAGAUCGUACACGUACUCGGCCCCGUCUAAGGAUCAGAACGGAGAAUAUAGUUGUUUGAAUAGAGGUUUGAACACCAAUAACAGGCGUGGCCCUGACGACAAGCAGAAUACGUCGCGAGGAAACACUGGAUACUGCAGUGCCGUAAAGACAGCAGAGACUGAUGGCGAGUACUCACAUCUCAAUCGUUCAGCAAAGAGACUAACCCAUAUUCCUACCAGGAGGAUUCAAGCUCCAACCCUACGCCACGACGAUGAAGACGACUAUGAUUACUUAGAGGCAAAUAAACCAGAACAGAACACGACAAAAGGCAACGGCAAUGUCCACAAGAAAUCUGAUGGCAAAGUGGAUACCCGUAAGAACCUUCCAGGAGAUGGAGGGUAUGACUUACUCAACAGACCAUUCAGAGCCAACAACGAUCAAUAUGAAUCCAUAUGGCCUGGUAAAAAAUGAACUUUCGUCGGGGUAAGCUUUAAAGGAGCUAAGUCAACGCUCGCAUCACGUUGAUCGACCUGUAGGCCUACUCAAAAGUUCUUUAAAAUGGCUCGAAGGGAGGUAUUUGUGUAUUUUGGUGCCAUACUGAAUGUACUGAAGGACGGUAACGCUGUGCGCGUAAGAAGCGAAUACCUUUGAAGAAGAACUCAUCUCCAUAAACUUCGAUGCUGUCGAAUAUUAACACAAACAAAUUUGGAAGGAACUGGAUUUUUUUAUUGUUUGCACUAACGAAUUUAAAAUUUUCAAAAGUGGUAGCCAUUCAUUAGGAUAUACAAUUUCGUUUCAAUCUUGUAUGGUUACAAUAGCCGUUGUGCAGAAUAACAUCGUCACCAUCCGCGGUAUUCCAUCAGCAUAUUUCCUUUAAUUCUUCUCGUUCUUUUUUAUUUUAUUUGGAAAGUAAGAAAGUUCUUAUAUUAAUGCCAUAAAGUUGGUGAACAAUUAUGAUUUUCUUCCAUUAUUUCGGAAGAUAUUUUUAAUAAUUGUGUUUGUAGUAAGAUGAGUUUUAAAGGAUAUGAAA